This is a messenger RNA of Hydra vulgaris (swiftwater hydra), 1567 nucleotides long. Its product is annotated as trehalose-6-phosphate hydrolase. The record is from RefSeq and is a predicted model, not a curated record. Gene Ontology annotation, biological process: carbohydrate metabolic process. Lineage: Eukaryota; Metazoa; Cnidaria; Hydrozoa; Anthoathecata; Hydridae.
AUCUGUUUAUUAUAAUUUUUGUUCCUAUUUUAGUCUGAGUAAAAAAGAAAUGUCUAAAAAAAAGAAUGGCGAUUUAGCGGUAGAUACAAACGACAUACGAAGUAUCGCAAGCAUUGAACUUCGAAAGCCAACAAAAGAAGAACUCAAAUCAUGCCGCGGUUGCAGAAUAUUUUGCCUUGUUGUAUUUUUUGUUGUUUUACUUGCUCUGUUGGGUCUAUCGAUUUAUUUAAUUGCAACACGUAGCUGCAGUAAAAAACCCAAUUCAUCUCGUUAUCCGAACAAUGUUACAUACAUUAUUGACGUAAAAUCGUACAAUGAUUCAAACAACGAUGGCGUUGGGGAUAUUAAAGGGGUUAAUUUAGAUUAUUUCCAUUCAUUAGAUAUUUCUACCUUAGUAUUAAACGAUGUUGUAAAUAAUCGAGAUUUUGGCGUAGACCAAAUAUUAGGGUCUGAGAAUGAUUUUAAAAAAUUCUUUCAGGAAGCAUAUAAUAAAAGUAUGGCUGUUAUGCUCUCUAUUAAUCCUUGCACGGUGUCAUUAGAAAGUCGUUGGUUUAAAGAUUUUAUUAGUUCAACGGCUGACGAAAAAGAAAGUUGGUUUAUAGUCAAAAAACCAGAGGAAAUUACUAAUUGGAGAAACAAAAAUAAUAACUCAGCAUGGUACGAAAUGAACGAUACUUUUUAUUAUUCAUACUUCGGGCAAGAUAGUCCAAUGCUGAAUUAUCACAAUGAUAAUGUGACAAAAGCUCUCUUAGAAAAGCUAACCAAAUGGAAAAAUUUAGGAGCAAGUGGAUUUUUGUUUAAACAUGUUUCUCGAAUAACGGUUGACAAUAAAUUCCGUAACAAUAGUUAUACUGACAUAUUUGACAAAGACCAAGAUACAUCACUCAAUGUUUUAAAAAACAUAUACAAACAUGUGAGCAAGGAAAAGUUAGGGAUGGUAUGGUUGGCUUCUAGUUCCCAUUUCUUUUUGAAAAACGCAAGCGAUCAAAUAGCUGAUCUUUUUGUUCCGGACAUAAUAGCGCAAUUAGCGAUUCCCGUCGAUGUGAUAAGCUUGAAUCGUACGAUUGGAGAAAUGGUGACUGAUUUUAAUAAAUUUAGUAUAGGAUGGGUAAAUAGUUUCUUGGAUUACGAGAAUCUUACUCAUUCAAACCCUGAGUUAACCCGACUGAAAGUGCUGUUUUCAUUAGUUUUGCCGAAUAAAGUUUUGGUUUAUAACAAAGAAAAAAACCAUAAAUUAGACGAUAAAACUCUUAAACUUAUUGAGCUUCGAACCUUAAGGAGUGAAUUUCAAACGCUUCCAACUGCGAUUAAUUGCACAUCUUCAUCUUCAACAAUGGAAAUAAUGUACAAAAAUAAGAUUCGUGUAGUUGUCAACUUUGGGGAAGUUUCUUCAACACUGUCUUAUCAUUCCACGGUAUUGUAUUCUUCAAGUAGCUCUUCAAAUUUUUCGCUAUCUGAAAAAACGAAAGGUUCAAUUGUAGAACCAUUUAAUUUGAUUAUUCUAGAUGUUUGAUUUAAGUUUUGUAAAUAGUAGAAAUAUUUAUGUUAAUACAUACAUAUAUACGUA